UUACAAUCGGAUGCGUUCAGACGAUCUUUACUGUUCUUCUCAUAUUGUCAUAUAUUCUCCAGGAUAUCGGACAUUCUUUGUCAGUUUAUUUGGCGCGUCUUUUUAUUUUCUUGACACAUUGUAACAUUCGCACCGCGGGACACGCGACUGGAGUUCCAUUAGAAUUUCAUCUGAAAUCACAAAUAUUGCCAACUGUUGGAGAGGGUGUUGGAAAUGAAAAAAGUCUCCUGGUCAGUUACAGCCAUGAACCACCUGUAAUUCCAGGUCACUAUUCCCAGGGAUCGACCUUGGGUGAGCAAUUGAGACAUGAAUUCAACAAAUCCUCAGACUGGCAAAAGGCUCGUCUGUUCAUUUUAAAUUAAUAUAUUCAUUAUCUGGUCUCAUCCGUAAUCUAGUUUCUUGACUGUAGGUUGAUAUUGGACAUAAGGAGGGCCGAGUACUUGUCCUUGAUACAAGAACUGGUGGACAUUCACGAACAGAUUAAAAUGGCAAAGUGGUUAAAAGACUAUUUAAGUUUCGGGAGCAAACGGGUGCCCCCACAACCGCCGAAACCAGAUUACACUGAGAGUGAGAUACUAAAGGCAUAUCGAGCACAGAAAAAUCUGGAUUUUGAAGAUCCUUAUGAAGAUUUUGGCAACAGGAUUAAAAAUGACAUUGGCUUGACUGAAGCACAUCAUAUGGGCUUUGGCUCUCCUUUGAAAUCCUCCAGUCUGGAUAUCAAGGUGGUUUCACCAAAGCAUCGCCUCAUUAAGGUGGACUCGCAAGACCUGGGACGGAGUAAGAUUCUCUUGAGCUCUGUGUCGUUAGAGGAACCAACGGAUCCGGUGAUCCCCUCAGCUCCUGUCAUGGGCGAUGCAGACUACUCUGACCCCUUUGAUGCUCGUUCUGAAACUGUCCAGGGGGCGAUUACUCCUGAGUACAAUGGAUACAUGGAGCCCUAUGAGGCCCAAAAAGUGAUCACAGAGCUACAGAGAAGAGCUGGUGGAGGUGUCUGGGUCAGAGGUGAGGUGCAGCUCUACGACACACCAUAUGAGGAGCGGGUCCCGGGGCAGCCAGAUCUGCCGGAGGAGGGUAGGGAGAGCAGUCUGCCGCAAGAUGACGAGAGGCCAGCCGAUGAAUACGACCAGCCCUGGGAGUGGAAGAAGGAACAUAUCUCUAAGGCAUUUGCAGUACAGUUUGAAGGUGCUGAGUGGGACCGUUCCUCUUCACCCAAAGAGCUAUUGAGAUCAUGCAGGCCUCCACCAACCACAGGCAACAUGAAGCUCCGCAAGCCCAGCGACCCUCAUUCCAUGAUGGGGGAGAGAGUGGACCCUACCCAGCCCCUGGAGAAACAAGUGUGGUAUCACGGCACUCUGUCCCGUUUGGAGGCUGAGACACUGCUGACCCUGUGUAAGGAGUGUAGCUAUCUGGUGCGAAACAGCGAGACCAGUCGCUCGGACUACUCUCUCUCUCUAAGAAGCUGCCAGGGUUUCAUGCACAUGAAGUUCAGCCAGUACAAAGAUGGUCGCUACAUUCUCGGCCAGAACAGCCCGCCGUUCGAAACCAUCCCAGAAGUGAUCCACUAUUACACCACACACAAACUCCCAAUCAAAGGAGCCGAACACUUGUCCCUGCUCUUCCCUGUUCUGGUUCAGACUCUCUGAUUGGUUGAAGCACUGCAGGUCUCAACAACUUUGAUUAUGGAAUAUGUCACUGGGGAUGUAGGGUUUCUUGAAUGAACAAUCUAAGGAACAAAUGUUCAUCCAUUCAGUGGUCCAACAUUACACUUUAUAGAACAAAAGAUACUCCAUUGGGCAUAAAGAGUUUCUUGGAUGAACAAUCAUCCAAUUUGGCAAAACAUUUACUCACUUGUUGGUUGGUCAUGUCCUCUGAUAAAAAGAGCAUGUGGUUUCAAGACGUCAAACUCUACAAUUGAACUUCUUACAUGUCUGAUUAAAUUAUAGCUAGAUCUGUUCACAUGUCACUUCAGAUUCUUGUUAAUAACACUAUACAAUCUCACUUGAAUGACCCUUCGGAGAACUAUAUAGGACUGCCAGUGACUAGACCUGUUGCACGGCCUUUGUUAUUCUCCGAUGGGAUUGUGGACUUGCCGCUACGAAUGUUUAUUGAUCAAUUAGCAGACUCUUAGGUCAAGCAUACAGGACUCUGCUCUUUAAAGCUGCUGUAAGUAUCCGUUUCAAACUCUCUUUAAACUUUGUGAAGCCUUUUGGUUCUUAUAAGACCCUUGGGACAAAUGCUGUCUGGUCCACUCAAGAUAGUCAAUAGGAAUCCAUUUUGUUUGUGUCAUUUUUAGAUUUCAACUUCGUCAAUGUGGUUGGUCUUCGAUCGGUGCAUGUUGGUAAUGUUAGCCUGCAGAGUCUUUAACAGUAAUGGAUACCAACCAUGAUCCAUGUUAGAAAUUUUCCUGUUAUUGAUAUUUUAGCACAUCGAAAUGUCGAAAAUGUGUUUUUUAGCUGCUGUAUUUUAAACUGAUUUACAUGUGUUAUGUAAUAAAAUUUCUAAGG
This is a messenger RNA of Xyrauchen texanus (razorback sucker), 2504 nucleotides long. Its product is annotated as SH2 domain-containing adapter protein F-like. The transcript is spliced from 7 exons. The record is from RefSeq and is a predicted model, not a curated record. The coding region runs from base 486 to 1643 and encodes 385 amino acids. Lineage: Eukaryota; Metazoa; Chordata; Actinopteri; Cypriniformes; Catostomidae. Gene Ontology annotation, molecular function: phosphotyrosine residue binding.